Lactuca saligna is the source of this 1033-nucleotide messenger RNA. Lineage: Eukaryota; Viridiplantae; Streptophyta; Magnoliopsida; Asterales; Asteraceae. The record is from the annotation of a GenBank genome assembly.
AAUCAUAAUUUGGUAAAUAUAUAUUGAUGCUUUUGAUACUGUGGUAUCUGGAGAUACCAUGGGGAUUAUCGAGUAUUGGGAUCCUGCUACACUUCAGUUCCCUGAAAGUGGGGUUAAUUUCAAGUUGAAAAGUGAUACCGAUUUGUUUGCGAUUGUCAAAAGUAAAACUGCUAUUUCUGCUAUUGAGGUAAGUCCAGAUGGCAAACAAUUUGCAAUCACAUCACCAGAUCGAAGAAUACGUAUAUUUUGGUAUAGAACUGGUAAACUAAGACGUGUCUAUGAUGAAUCACUUGAGAAUGCUCAAGAUCUUCAAAGAAGCGAUGUUCCUUUGUAUCGAUUAGAAGCUAUUGAUUUUGGGAGAAGAAUGGCAAUUGAAAGAGAAAUUGAAAAAACAGAAAAUGUCCCACAGCCAAAUGCACUAUUUGAUGAAAGCUCCAAUUUCAUUAUUUAUCCAACUCUCCUUGGUAUUAAAAUUGUAAAUCUGCACACAAACAAAGUUUCCAGAAUAUUAGGGAAGGUGGAAAAUAAUGACAGGUUUUUAAGAAUUGCUUUGUAUCAAGGUGAUCAAAGCAGUAAAAAAGUGCGAAAAAUUCCUGCUGCUGCUGUAAAUGUGAAUGAAAGCAAAGAUCCCAUGACAGAUCCUACUUUGUUAUGCUAUGCUUUUAAGAAACACAGAAUCUAUUUGUUCAGCCGAAGAGAACCAGAGGAACCUGAUGAUGCAACCAAGGGUAGGGAUGUCUUUAAUGAAAAGCCUCCUCCUGAUGAACUUAUGGCUGCAUCAGAUAUUGGAAAGUCUGUUACAACAUCUCUUCCAGAAAAUGUGGUAUGGGCAAUUGCAGAUUCUAGACGACAAGGUUUUCUUGGCUUCAAAGAGUUUAUUACUACAAUGCAGUUGAUUUCUAUGGCACAAGUAGGACACACAUUAAGUAGCGACCUCUUAAAUUCUGAUAUUGAUUAUGAAAAUUUGAAACCACCUGUUAUGGAUAGUCUGGAUGUCUUACUAGCUAAAAAGCGUCCAAAAAGUGAUCCUUAA